CCAGUGCAACCAUGUUGUCACCAUUAUUCGAUACAAAAGUAAAGUACCAUUUAUUUUUCAUCUAUUCUUUUUUAACUAGCCUACUUUUAAUUGCGUUAAGAGUUCCGCAUCAGUCGGCAUACACUUGUCAGUCUGAACUCUCUGCAUCUGCAAAGGGAGUGGAUCUGCUAUCCCUUCCCCCAUCACCACCACCAUCAUCACCGCCGGACCAGUGAACACCAGGCUCGGUACAUCAUUUCACCGUGAUGGCAAAUGAAUUCCCAGAAAGCAGAGAAGGAACUGCCAACUCACGCCAUGCCACCCUCACGUCGUCUCUAGACGUGAGCACGUCUCUAGAUCACAGUGUCCAGACGCGGAUUUUUAAAAUCAUUGUCAUCGGGGACUCAAAUGUGGGCAAGACCUGUUUAGCCUUCCGCUUCACCGGCGGAGCCUUCCCCUGUAAGACUGAAGCCACAAUCGGCGUGGAUUUCAGGGAGAAAGCCGUGGAGAUCGAGGGCGAGAAAAUAAAGGUGCAAGUAUGGGACACAGCGGGCCAGGAGCGCUUUCGGAAGAGCAUGGUGGAGCACUACUACCGCAAUGUGCAUGCUGUUGUAUUUGUAUACGACGUCACAAAAAUGGCCUCAUUCCAGAACCUAAAGACCUGGAUUCAGGAGUGUAACGGGCACGGGGUGUCAUCUUCGGUGCCUCGUGUUCUGGUGGGUAACAAAUGCGACCUAGUUGACCAGAUCCAGGUCCCUUCCAACACUGCCCUCAAGUUUGCAGAUGCCCAGAACAUGCUACUGUUUGAAACAUCAGCCAAAGAUCCCAAGGAGAGCCAGAACGUGGACUCCAUCUUCAUGUGCCUGGCAUGUCGUCUAAAAGCCCAAAAAUCCCUGAUCUACAGAGACGUGGAGAGAGAAGACGGCAGAGUGAGGCUGACACAUCAGCCCGACCCUAAGAGUAACUGCCCUUGUUGAGGACCCUAAAUUGUGAAAUUAUUAACAUUGAUAAUUCACAAUGCAAGAAUGUGCCUGCAACUAAUUUUAGUUACUUUAUGACAGCUGCUCCAUGAACUCUCUUUGUGUGUGUGUGUGUGUGUGUGUGUGUGUGUGAUUAUCUUUCAUGUUCUUUUCUUCAGUUACGCCAUCACUAAAAAGGCAAAUCCCACAAAACCUGUCAAGAACAUGUUCAAGUUGUGUCAUCUCAAAAUCAAAAGA
This is a messenger RNA of Sinocyclocheilus rhinocerous, 1196 nucleotides long. Its product is annotated as ras-related protein Rab-33A-like. The record is from RefSeq and is a predicted model, not a curated record. The transcript is spliced from 2 exons. Lineage: Eukaryota; Metazoa; Chordata; Actinopteri; Cypriniformes; Cyprinidae. Gene Ontology annotation, molecular function: GTPase activity; GTP binding. The coding region runs from base 246 to 956 and encodes 236 amino acids. Gene Ontology annotation, biological process: Rab protein signal transduction.